Molecule: messenger RNA, 2607 nt
Organism: Exaiptasia diaphana
Lineage: Eukaryota; Metazoa; Cnidaria; Anthozoa; Actiniaria; Aiptasiidae
Exons: 8
Coding region: 331-933 (200 amino acids)
Source: RefSeq, a predicted model, not a curated record
UUCUAGCGAUGAAGAGCUAAAAAAAUCCAUGGUCAAAAACAGAAAUUAUUUUUUUCGGACUCUAAGCACUGGAUUAACACACUCRACAAAAGAAAUUCAUUUUUAGCGUAUUGCGUUGAAAGUCUACAUCGGUUUUUGUAAAAUAGUUUUUUAGAUAAAUGUUUUGAGAUACUGAAUUGUGGCUUUUGAAAUUCAAAUUACGUAUGGUCGAGCUUUGUAGUCAAUAUUACUGAAUUGCUAAGGAUUGUGAGGUAGUUCGUCUGGUGGCAGCGCAASGGAGAUUAUCAAUARCCGAAAUCUUGUGGAAUUUCUUCACCAAAAAUCCUCGUAAUGUCAGCGAAUGAGAUUUCUGUUCCUCAAGACCAGUCCACAAGGCGYAGUUUCGACGAUGCGCAGAGUAGGUUCAAGUGUAGGAAGGUGUUGGGUAUCGGUGGCAAGGAACCAUCUAAGGUUUUACAAGUACUCGGCAGACACGAGUCGUAUUUACUAGUGAUACCAAGGGGAUAUGAAACUUGGCAGACUGUCAUUGGAUCCACRUUAUUUCUUUUUGGUGUUGUGUGGUUAGUUUUUCCUGGUGUGUGGCUAUCUUUAGUUGGAUCGCAGACAGAUCCUGUCAUUGGAAACAUGUCUUGUCGUAUUAUCGCUGGUGCACUGUUCGGAAUUGUUGCGAUUACGUGGUAUACUGAACCUUCUUCUAUGCAAUCACUUAGGAAUAUCCUCAUGUUACAAUACAUCUACAAUGGCGUAGCAACGUUCUCCAUGACAUGGGCGUUUAUGACCAACAAGUCCAAGAUUCUUCUGUGCUUGGCCAUUAUCCAUGGUUUUCUUACAAUAGGAAGUGUUUUCUACUACUUUGCGUUCAGAGAAAUGAACAAACCAACACCUGAUAAACCUUAUAGUAAAAGUAUGGAUGAUAAGAAUCACAUAGACUAAAUCAACCAAUCACCGACUUACUUCUAUAGACCUUUAGUGGGUGAAUGUURAGGCAARRAAGACGGCUUUGUGGUUUUUGAUGUUGAUUAGUGACUAAAGACAGUCGUUAAUGUUGUUUAAAUGUUGUUUAUUGAUAUGGUUAUGAUAAUUGUCACGUGAUUAUGCAUGAUGAUUAUGAUGACGCUGUUGAUGRUGAUGAUUUCAGUGRCCUGACUUUUACAUCAAGUGCUUAUACUGUGAAACUGUUUUACUGUACAAWUUCUUCUAGCGUCAUGCAUUUGAGCAUUCUAUUGUAUCAAAAUUUACGUACUUUUGCGCAACGUACUCACGCGUGAGGGACUGUUUUGCGUGACAUGAUCUUUUGCGUGACAUAAUCUUUUGCGUGACAUGAUCUUUUGCGUGACUAAAUUGGCAAUACAAUGCAUUUUGCAUUGUUGACCAUGUAGUGUGGUUUCACAGUACUAUCUAAACCUUAGCGUAACAAGACUUUUAGUGUGACUUGUAGUGAGUAAUGCGUGAUUUAUUGAGUCAUUGCGUUACCCAACCAAUGCAGUAUUGUGUGACAUCAUGUAAGGUGUAGUGCUACUAGCAGGAUCAUCUCAUUCUCACUUAAUUUCGCGAGUGCAACAUUUCGCGAUGUUUAAGAUUUUGAAAGUCAGUGAAGUUAUCAAUGAAGUAUCUGUACAUAAGAUAGUGUAAUAGUGAUUUAAAAAGAGUUUUUUUUGUCAAAGGUAUUACGCAAUGCCUGUGAUUUUUGUUACGUAUUGCUAUUUACWUUCGACAACUUCGUUUGAAAGAGAUGCAUACAUACAAUUUCCUUAAAACAUGAUGAUUUCUUCAUGAUCGUCCAGGGCUGUAGCCACAGUUGGUACGGUUUUCUGGGAUAGCAUUUACCAGGAAGAGAUGGUCUUGUGGUCAAUAUUGGUCAGGUUGUGGCUAUGACCCCGCCGUCCUUUCCUUGUCAAUAUCCUGAACUUGAUACCGAAGUAAUGCUUUAAGAAUUUCUUUCCCAGUAAUGCAUUUCGGGUUUGAAGAUCUCAGGUUUUAAGCAAAAUUUGACUUACGGUUCUACUUUUAGGUAAACUUUAUGAAACAUCACUUAGUCUUAGAGUGAGCUCCUAGUAUACGAACACCUUUAUAAGGUGCGACCACAUAAUGAGGAGAUCUGUAAAGAAAUCAGUGGAACAUUUACAGGAAAAUGAGUGAGUGAGUGAAAAUGAGUGAGUGAGUGACAGAUCUGCCGUUUUUAAAAACUCAUUGAUUGCGAAAGCAAUCUCCGAGUUAAAUUUAUAAUUCUUAUGCAUUCUUUAGAACUGAAUAUGUACCCUCUGUAUUUCGAACACCUUCAUAUUCCGUACGCUGGUGAUCGUUUGUCAGACAUACAGAGUUUCCAAUGUAGUCAUUAUCGUAGCUUAAUAACGUAAUAAUGUUUAGAGCCCGGUUCUUUCGAGAKGUCAUUGCCGGCUCGCGCGGAGCGAGUUUUAUUCUUUUCCAUAUUGUGAACCAGUGCGAUCAACGAUAUUUUUUUGUGCUGGAGAUCUUAAAGUUUGCGUAAAGUAGAACUGCAUAUUAAUAAUAUAUAAUAUGUGAAUAUUAUGAACGAUCAAUUGUAAAUUAUAUAUUAAGAUGAUAGAUGUCAUAUAUCUUAUUAAAGUUAUAUUGAAUUGAUCAAAA